GGUUCCGAGCCUUCGGAGGGCGCUGGGGCCGGGUGUGGAGGGGGGGGCGGGGAGGGACCCGGGCUCGCGGCCCCGCCCCCUUCUACCCCCCCUCCGGCCCUGGAGCCGCGUCCCGGCGCACCUCGGCAGCCCGGGCCAGAGCUCUUGCCCGCAGGUGUCGUUGGCGGGGCCCGACGGUGCAGCCCAGCUCGGCCUCAUGGUGGGCUUCGGGGCCAACCGGCGCGGCGGCCGCCUGCCCUCCUUCGUGCUGGUGGUGCUCCUCGUGGUGAUCGUUGUCCUCGCCUUCAACUACUGGAGCAUCUCUUCCCGCCACGUUCUGCUCCAGGAGGAGGUGACCGAGCUGCAGGCCCAGGUCCAGCGCACCGAGGUGGCCCGCGGCCGUCUGGAGAAGCGCAACUCAGAUCUCCUGCUCCUGGUGGACACGCACAAGAAACAGAUCGACCAGAAGGAGGCCGACUACGACCGCCUUAGUAGCCGGCUGCAGGCCAGGGAGGGCCUGGGAAAGAGGUGCGAGGAUGACAAGGUUAAACUACAGAACAACAUAUCAUAUCAGAUGGCAGACAUACAUCAUUUGAAAGAGCAACUUGCUGAGCUUCGCCAGGAGUUUCUUCGACAAGAAGACCAGCUUCAGGACUACAGGAAGAACAACACUUACCUUGUGAAGAGGUUAGAAUAUGAAAGCAAGAGGCCCACAAGGUUCAAUCAAAUGAUGGAAAAGAAUUGGAUGUGAAUGAUGAUGUAUUACCUAAAAAUAUUCCAAAAGUAGAUGAGAAUGCUGCAGAUAAGAAUGAAGAACCCUCGAGUAAUCAUAUUCCACGUGGAAAAGAGCAAAUCAAACGAGAUGGUGAUGCAGGGAUGCCUGGAGUAGAAGAGAAUGACCUAGCCAAAGCUGAUGAUCUUCCCACCUCUUUAAGGAAGCCCCCUGUUUUAGUUCCUGAGCAUGAAAAUCAUCAGACAAUCUCCCAUCUUCCAACUGGACAACCUCUCUCCCCAAAUAUUGCUCCAGAUUCACAUGUAAACCACAAUGGUAACCCGGGUACUUCAAAACAGAACCCUUCCAAUCCACUUCAGCGUUUAAAUCCUGGCUCAAACUUGGAGAAUGAACCCAGAAUUCAAACAGAUACACUAAAGCAAGCCAAGGACAGAGUCGGUGAUUUCCACAAGUUGAAGCAAAGCCGGUUCUUUGAUGAAAAUGAAUCCCCUGUUGAUCCGCAGCAUGGCUCUAAACUGGCGGAUUAUAAUGGGGAUGAUGGUAACGUAGGUGAGUAUGAGGCAGACAAGCAGGCUGAGCUGGCUUACAAUGAGGAAGAAGAUGGUGAUGGUGGAGAGGAAGACGUCCAAGAUGAUGAAGAACGAGAGCUUCAGAUGGAUCCUGCAGACUACGGAAAGCAGCGCUUCAAUGACGUCCUUUAAACCCUAAAGGGAAAUGCCGCACAACCUAAAGUGCUGUGAGACGGAAUCACUUGUCAUUUUUGACUGUUGCUGUAAAGAUCAGUUGUAUCGGUUGUAAAGAUACAUUGAGGUAGAUUUAAAGAAAAACUCUAAUGAAGGAAUGUACCCAUGUACAUAUGUGAACUUUUUCAUAUUGUAUUAUCAAAGCAGAGACUUUUUUGGUUAUGAUACAAUUGAGCCAAAAACAGUUGAUCUUUGCAUUUAAAGCAAACUAAUGUAUAUUUCACAUUUUAUUAAGCUUAAUUUUUUCCACAGAUAGCAAGAGAGCAUCAUGUACAGGUUAUAUGCUGCACAUAGCAUAACCACAGUGAGAAGUCACUCAACUGAAAAGAUUUUAUACACUAAUAUACUCCUGUUAGCCUGACAGGUGUUCUGUUCUGUCUACUUUUCAUUUCAUGCUCUUCAAGGAGUGGUGCCUACAGUAGUUACACAAAUGAGGGGCAACUGAAUGCCAAACGUACAACAUGUAUACAGAAUCACCUUCUUACUCCUUUUAUGUUAUAUAAGUGCCCAUGUGUUUUGGCAGAUUCGCUUUCAGUUGAGGACUCGUGGAAUUUAAGAGAACCUUCAAAGACAUAAAUAUUUAUCAGUCAUUCUUACUUAGCUUGAAACUGUUGAAUGCAUUUUCAGGGUUUUUUCCCAUAAUACCCGUACUGGUCAACUAUAGUCAGCACUGACUACCGUUUUAUUUUCGCAGUUUGCAUUGGUGAAGAUAUUCAUGAUUUAAAUGCCAGGUCCUGGAAGGGGCUAAAUCUACUUAGAAAUGAGUCUGCAAUCGUAUUUCAAAGCCCUCUUGGUAGUUUUAGUGAUUUUCUUUGACUAGAUUUUUUUUCAGGAAUACUACAUAAAGAAUUUUAACAAGUUUUUAUUAAUGCAAAAGUAAGGAUAGAAGUACAGUGAGGUCUAUAGCUGUUUUAUAAUAAUAGCUUAAAGUUUGUAAUAAAAAGGAAUCUUUGUAAUUACAAUGUUAGUUAAGAUACCAUCAACCUCAUAUUUGCUAGACUUAAAAAAAUUACAUACAUUUUGUCUUUUUUGACACUAUCCAGUAGAAUGUAUAAGCUACUUACGUGAUAAGCUAAUCCUUGUUUUCUGAUUAAAGCACUUUUACAUCUUAUCCCAUGCCCCCAAAACAAAAGGUAUUGAUCGUGAAAGAAAGUGAAGUUUGUUAAGCUUGUUCUUCAGAAGAGCUGCUGUUAAUUAGCUAUAAGUAUGAAAUAUUGGGCUGGAAGUAGCGCUGAGUGAUAGAGCACUUGCCUAGUUGCUCCCCAGCACCACAAAACAGACAGACAAACCCGAAAUCUCCCUGCCUCCCACCCCCAAGUUCCAGUCAUAGUUGAAAUCUGUAGAAAUAGAUUGUUCACUUGUUGAGGUGCAAAAUGUUUUUUACUUCAUUUUGAAGUUAUUUAAUGACCAGAAAUAAAUGCAGUCAUUGACUACAAUUUUUUCUACCAUAUCAAAGUAAGUAAUUUAUGCCUUCAUUAUCAGGACGGGCCUACAGUGAAUAAGUAUUAGCAGUUCACAGAAUUUUUUAAUGGAGUUAAAGGGAAGCGAUAUACAUCCUUUGGGGAUUAGCAUGGGGAGAUAAAUCUAAAAAUAUUCCUAGUAAUACUUCAUAUUUAAUAUUUUAAAACUUUUACAAAUGAAAACCAUAAAAUUACCUACCUUAGUUCCUUUGACAUAAAAAGUGAUCAUUUGGUUAUGUGGUAGCUGUUACUUACACAGCAGAAUUUCUUCAAUUAGCAGCUGAGGCAUUUCACAGGCUCAGAAAUCUUGGACCAAUGGAUAAUAUUUCUGAUUGUAUUAACACAUUUUAGUGCUAUAAAAUACUAUGUGACUCUCUUAAAAAUCUGACAUUCUACAAUCUGUAAUAGACAUGCUGGUUUUUAUAAUGUUUUACUUCUGCCUUAAGAUUUAGGUUUUUUAAAUGUAUUUUUGCCCUGAAUUAAGUGUUAAUUUGAUGAGAACUCUGCUUUUAAAAUCAUCACUUACUGGGUUCUAAUAAAUUAAAAAUUAAACUUA
Molecule: messenger RNA, 3471 nt
Organism: Chinchilla lanigera (long-tailed chinchilla)
Lineage: Eukaryota; Metazoa; Chordata; Mammalia; Rodentia; Chinchillidae
Gene: Golm2
Product: cancer susceptibility candidate 4
Source: RefSeq, a predicted model, not a curated record